Molecule: messenger RNA, 1579 nt
Organism: Camponotus floridanus (Florida carpenter ant)
Lineage: Eukaryota; Metazoa; Arthropoda; Insecta; Hymenoptera; Formicidae
Exons: 5
Coding region: 536-1579 (347 amino acids)
Source: RefSeq, a predicted model, not a curated record
AAGAAAAACAAAAAAUGUAACAAUAAAAUCAAAAUAAAUGUACAACGACUAAGCAUUAUUAUAAAUCAGGAAUUGUAUAUUUACAGGAUAGUGGGUAUUGUUAUAAAAAAAUUGUAAAAGAAUUUACAAACAGAUCUUUACACAUAAUUUAUAUUUAUAUAACUCUAAUAUGUGUAACAUGAAAAGAAAAUAUGUAUAAAGAUAUACAUAUCUGAGAAAUAGGUUAAUGAAUCUUAAUACGAUCUCCUCUCAGAAGACUUUCAUUUAUUUUUAAUCAUUUACUCUUUUGUGUCAUUUAUUUUUUUCUCAUGUCUUCUAAAUUUUUGUGUAUUUGUAAUUAAAUAGUACAAUGAAUAAGCUUGCUGUAACAUUUGUGACAUAUUUUGCAUUGAUACACAUCUUCCAAGAAAUAUCAAUUUAAUAUAAAAGCUAAGAGCAAAAUGAGAUUAGACAGUAUUUGAAUUUACAUUUUAACAUAGAUAUUAUGAUUGGUUAAAUAACCUAUUUGGUUUAGUAUAAAUUAUAUUUCUUAAUAAUGUCAAAUGUAUGGACUGGAGAUGAUACUGAGAAAUUAAUAGCACUCUAUGGGCAAUAUCAAUGUCUAUGGAAUCCAUUCCACCCAGACUUCAAUAGCACAUUGUCACGUUACAGUGCAUACAAGAAAAUAAAAAACUCGAUUAAUAUUCCUGGAUUAACAAUAUGUGAUUGCAUUGAGAAAAUUACAAGUGUAAAGAAAGAAUACUGUUAUGAACUAUCAAAAAUUACUGCAGCUAUAUUUUGUGAAAAAUUGUACGCACCAAAAGCAGAAUGGUUUAAAAGAAUGCAUGUACUCUUUUUUCCAUAUAUACCGACAUCUUCCUAUAAUGAUCUUAAAAAGGUAUAUGAUGUAAUAAGAAACAAUUAUUUCAGGAAUUGUUAUAUAGCUUUGAUUGCCAUAUUGUUAAUAUAUGUAAUAUUGCCAGAUAGCAAUAAGCAAAAAUUUAAUGAUAUCAGUACUCAAGAUGAUCUUUUGCAUUCAUCUCUUGAGAAAUCAAAAGAUAAAGCAAAUGCAUUACAAAAUAAAAUUACAAUAAUAUUUUUCAAGUACAGAGAUAUAAUCCAUUCUACUUUGAAACCACAAGAUGCUCUCAUUUCUUCUGAAGCAAUUCAAAUGAUUGAUGUAGCAACAGAUAUUUCUAAUGGUGUUUAUUCUACUACAGAGAAUGAAACACAAACGGAUAUAUUUAAUGAUCGUUCCACAUUCACGGAUGAUAUUUCUGUAGAGAUGUUUAGUAGAAAAAAAAUUGAAGAUAGUUUUGAUUUAUUUGGGAAAACAAUAGCUUUCCAAUUGCGAACUGUUGACAUAAAAACUGCUAUGGAAUUGGAGAAAGAGAUACAAAAUUUGAUUACAAAAGCACGGUUAAAAACUUUAGAGUCUAAAUUAAUGGAUCGGAAUGGCAAUUCAGUUUGCUGCUGUGAUUGUAAUGAUUGUAAAGUAAUGUGUAAAAAUGAAACUUGUAAUUGUGGCUUAACAUUAAAGGAAUGUUUAUUACUAACAAAGAUCAAAAGAAAUAAGGGCUAUGAGUUUUGCUACAAGUAA